Molecule: messenger RNA, 1003 nt
Organism: Drosophila teissieri
Lineage: Eukaryota; Metazoa; Arthropoda; Insecta; Diptera; Drosophilidae
Gene: GstO1
Product: pyrimidodiazepine synthase
Exons: 4
Coding region: 118-882 (254 amino acids)
Biological process (GO): glutathione metabolic process
Cellular component (GO): cytoplasm
Molecular function (GO): glutathione transferase activity; glutathione dehydrogenase (ascorbate) activity
Source: RefSeq, a predicted model, not a curated record
CCCCACGACGGUUAUAUAUAAAUUCAAUCUAGGCACCUUAACUUUUACUAUCGAUAAUUAUCAUACACAACGCGCAAAACAGGUUGUUUUUCUUCACUCAAAAGUAAUAUUGGCAAAAUGGGAGAUACUCAGCAUUUAACUAUUGGUUCCACCAAGCCCAUAUUUCCGGAUGAUGGGAUUUUAAAGCUGUAUUCCAUGCGCUUUUGUCCAUAUGCACACCGUGUGCACCUGGUCCUGGAUGCCAAAAAGAUACCCUACCACGCUAUCUAUAUCAAUCUUCGCGAGAAACCCGAAUGGUUCCCCAUGGUGAGCAGCUCCACAAAGGUGCCGGCACUGGAGUUGGUCAAGGAACCGGAAAAUCCUGUGCUGAUCGAGUCGCUCAUUAUUUGUGACUACCUGGACGAGAGGUAUCCGGAGGUGGCAUUGUAUCCCAAGGAUCUCCUUAAGAAGGCCCAGGAGAAGAUUUUAAUCCAACGUUUCGGACAGUUCAUUACCGACUUCUACUACCUGGUGCAACACGAAAAUCCCGAGCAGCUGGUCGACACAGAUCACUACGCCGGACUGGUCGUUUACGAAGAGGAACUGAAGCAACGUGGUACCAAGUUCUUCGGUGGCGCCAGCCCAGGUAUGCUAGACUACAUGAUGUGGCCCUGGUGCGAGCGUUUCGCCUCUUUGAAGUUCACUUUUGAUGAUAAAUACGAAUUGAGUCCGGAACGUUUUCCAACUUUGAUUAAGUGGCGCGAUUUGAUGCUCCAGGAUCAUGCUGUCAAGUGUUUCUAUCUGGAUGGACAGACCCAUGCCAAGUACAUAAACUCCCGGCGAUCGGGCAACGCCGAUUACAAUAUGCUAUAUAAUGAGGCCAAACGUGUUAAAUUGGGCUAGUCUACUGGUUGAAGGCAUUUACACUUCAGCAUUGUAUAUAUUUUUGCACAUAGAAUUAUGUAACUAUUGCAACAGCCGUAUUGUGAUUGAAAAAUAAAUCCAUGCAUUUUUACUGUUAAAA